Molecule: messenger RNA, 2211 nt
Organism: Monopterus albus (swamp eel)
Lineage: Eukaryota; Metazoa; Chordata; Actinopteri; Synbranchiformes; Synbranchidae
Gene: pdf
Product: peptide deformylase, mitochondrial
Exons: 3
Coding region: 569-1345 (258 amino acids)
Biological process (GO): peptidyl-methionine modification; N-terminal protein amino acid modification
Cellular component (GO): mitochondrion
Molecular function (GO): peptide deformylase activity
Source: RefSeq, a predicted model, not a curated record
AAGUUCACUGUGCCGUGCGAUGUUGUUGACCUGGAAGUAGUUUGGCAAGCCAAAGGUUAGACGGAGGUAGCUGAGCUGUGACCCGGUUCUUGGUAGCCAAGCCCGUAUAGUCUUCGCCUGACCACUAACCUAAGUCCUAACCAGUUACACCCGCCUCGUGCCUACUCCUGAGCCUUAACCUUACCCGUAGAUCUAUGAACCGCUGAUCAAUGGGUGUGCAUGUUUCGUAGUACCUGGAUAGCCCGUCGGAGGAAGUUGUGCUGCAUGCUGAGUUUACUAAUGAACGAAGCAAGCGCUAUGCCAAACGCGAAUACCACAUUCUUAUUUUACUCGACAUAGGUACAUCUGACAUAAAUGUCUAAAUGUUAUGCCGCAUCCAGGUGAAAUAUUUUGAAUGGUAGAAGUAGACACCGUUACACUGUAAUUCGACUUUUCUUUUUACUUAAAAGAGUAUUAUUGCAGCAAAACCAAGCCCACGGUUUUUGGAGGGUGUGUUCUACAUUUCCAUGCAAGUCACCGUAUGUCACCUCGUUGACGUGGGCUACAGCACGCAAUCUGCAGAUCCACCAUGAACACACAAUCAUGCAUAUGUCUGCUUCGGCUGUCCAGGAUGGGGCUCAGACUUCAGGCAUCCAAUGCCACUCGCUGCAGAACCAGAGUAACAACAGUGACUUCCACUUGUCUUUCACAUGCCUCACCUGACUCACCUGUACCCUGCAGACGCUCUUACUCUAGCAACAUCAGGGUCCGCUCCUACCUUCAGUACAUGAAACGCAAGGUUUUCUCUCCUCCCAGGCCUCCAUACAGUCAUGUGUGCCAGGUAGGGGACCCUGUGCUGCGUUCACACGUAGCUGCUGUUGACCCCGCAGCUGUAACAGGCCCUGAGAUCCAACAAGUUAUUAACACCAUGGUGAAAGUAAUGCAGAGGCUUGAGUGUGUGGGGCUGAGUGCACCUCAGAUCGGGGUGCCACUCCGCAUCUUGGCCCUGGAAUAUCCUCAGAAGAUAUUGGAUAAAAGUUCACCCACACUGAGGGAGGUCCGUGGACUCUCCGUCCAGCCCCUGAGGAUUUUUGUCAACCCCCAGAUGAGGGUGCUGGAUGGACGAACUGUACUUUUUCAGGAGGCCUGUGAGAGCAUCUCGGGCUUCUCUGCCACAGUUCCUCGCUACCUGUCUGUUGAGGUGUCUGGUCUGAAUGAGAAGGGUGAAGCUGUCACAUGGCAGGCCAGUGGAUGGCCAGCUCGUAUCCUCCAACAUGAGAUGGACCACCUGCAUGGGGUCCUCUACAUUGACCGCAUGGACAGCAAGACCUUCAUCAACAUCAACUGGCAAACGCAUAACGAAUAGACAGCACGACAGAGCACAAACAUUGAAAUGUUGCUGAUGCUUCAGCUUUCCCAUGAAAACCUUUGGGGGAUGCACAGAGUGAUAACAUUCUAGUUGUUGAUUCAGGUUGUGAUAAGAUAUCAGGAUCAGGAUCGCUGUGGCCCGUUUUGACUGAAAAUCCAUCACUACAAGUGUUUUUGUGAUUACUAGAGGCUGUGGGGAAGCAUCCCAGAGCAGUUAUAUUUAAAAGUGCAAGCCAAGAUUAAGUUCUCAGGACUAUGUUUGAUGAAUGAAGAGGCUGAUAUGUUCACAAUAAAAUGAGUAAAUCAUGUCCUCCAUAUUGAGCAACGCCACUAUGGUACUACUUAGAGUUGGAGAAACAUGCUUGUAGAACAAAGACCAUCACCCAUUUUUCUCAAUGGCUGCCAUGUGUUCAGUUGAUAUAAAAUAUGAGUCAAGAUUUCCAAAAGGUAGUAUAGCUUGAUCAAAAAUCUAUAGGAAUUUCUUAGAUACUGGUUAAAAACUCAUCCUUAUGGGCAGAUUUACAGCACUGGAGAAGGCAAAAAUGGGUGACUGCAUAUGAACUGUGGGAACAAUUUGUUAUUCGUGUGCAUUUGUAAAUUGCAUAUGCAUCGCUACUGAGUUAAAGUAGGCAGCUGCUGGGAUGAGGCUGGGAAAAGCAGAAAUUGUUCAACUCUGUGGCUGAAGACCCAGCCUUGACUUCUUUAGAUAGGAAACUUUGUUGCUCACUGAAACUUACUCCCGUCCUCCCCCACAGCCGAUUUACUGCACCCGUUUAUUCCUGUAUAAAGAACUUCUGUGCUCUCUCCACCUCCUUGUGUAUUCAUUGAGCCCUUCUGCUCAAAAAGCUUUUAAUAAAAAAGACA